UCAGCACCUUCGUUCGCCCUGUCACUCCGCGGACCCAGCUCUAUGGCGGCGCUGCGAAGUCUCUUGAGCUGGCGCCGUUGCCGUCUCCCCGCCGAGGCGGCCCCUCGCCGGCCACUGUGGGGCUUGAAGGCCGCCGGCUCCGGCCGCGAGGGGACUCCGAGCGGGUUGAGCAUCGCGGCCGCGGGGGCUGCCGGCGGGGCGCUCGCUUGGCUCGCCUGCUAUCACUACUACGACCGCCGCCCGCACCAGUCGCCCCCCGCGCUGGGGCUCGGAAGCCGGAGGGAGCGAGGAGAAGCCGGGGCGCCGAGCCAAAGCCGCGGACUUCAGCCCAUCCCUGUGGCGGCCGCUGCCAAGGAGAUGGUGGUCACAGAAAACAGACCAGAUCAUGAAGAUUUAGAGCUUUAUGCAACUUCCCGAGAGCGGCGGUUUCUAACAUUUGCCAGUUUAAAAUUUGAAGGGCAGCUAUUUAUGACGCCAUAUGAUUUCAUCCAGUCUGUUUCAAGUGAUGAACCAAGACAGACAAAACAGUGGAAGACACCAUCAAAACAGGAAUUGAAUCAGAUACUUAUUGAAACUCCACCAGUUUGGAAAGGAUCAUCAAAGCUCUUCAGGAAUCUCCAAGAAAGGGGUAUAAUUUCUUACACGGAAUAUCUCUUUUUACUAUGUAUAUUAACAAAACCACACGCUGGUUUUAGAAUAGCAUUCAACAUGUUUGACACAGAUGGAAAUGAAAUGGUGGACAAAAAAGAGUUCUUAGUGCUGCAAGACAUAUUUAGGAAGAAAAAUGAGAAGAAAGAAAGAAAAGGAGAUGAAGAAAAGCGUGCAAUGCUGCAACUCCAGCUUUAUGGGUAUCACCGUUCUACUAAUGUGCUCAAAACAGCUGGAGACGAUCUUUUUCCAAGAAGCUAUUGGGACACUCUGAGACGUAGCACAAGUCAGGCUCUCUUUUCAGACCUCGCAGAGCGUGCAGAUGACUUUACCAGUUUACAGUCUGAUACUACAUUGCUGAUACAUUUUUUUGGAAAGAAAGGAAAGGCCGAGCUUAACUUCGAAGAUUUUUACAGGUUUAUGGACAACCUCCAAACUGAAGUUCUUGAGAUAGAAUUCCUUUCCUAUUCUAAUGGAAUGAACACCAUCAGUGAGGAAGACUUUGCUCAUAUACUAUUAAGAUAUACAAAUGUGGAAAAUACAUCAAGCUAUCUGGAAAAUGUGCGCUGCAGUAUCCCAGAAGAACAAGGUAUUACAUUUGAUGAAUUUAGAUCCUUUUUCCAGUUUUUGAACAAUCUGGAAGAUUUUGCAAUUGCAAUGCAAAUGUACAAUUUUGCAAAUCGUUCAAUAGGACAAGAUGAGUUCAAGCGUGCAGUAUAUGUGGCUACUGGUUUGAAGCUUUCACCUCAUUUAGUGAACACAGUUUUCAAGAUCUUUGAUGUAGACAAGGAUGAUCAACUGAGUUAUAAAGAAUUUAUUGGUAUUAUGAAAGACAGAUUGCAUCGAGGAUUCAGAGGUUACAAAAGCAUACAGAAAUAUACCACUUUCAAAUCCUGUAUGAAGAAGGAACUAAACAGCAGACAAUGAAAGACUUCGCAAUGGGUUGAAGACCUACGGUGUUUGCAUCAUGACUGUAAUAGGGAAGCACUUUGUAAAGCUUUGGAAGCACUUUCUGAACUGAAAUAUGCUAAAGUGAAUGCCAAGUCACCACUACUUUUGAUCAACAUUAAUGUUUUUCCUUUUUCUUUUGCAAAGUGACCUCAGACCAAACAUUUUUCAGAUGAAACAGUAUCUCAAAAUUCUGGACUAUAAUUCUUAAAGCACUCUACCUGUAUGAUUCAAAAUAUGACUCAUCUGCUUUUCCUGGAAAGGAUUCAUGUGUAUAUUUUUUAAUGUGUAAUGUAGUUUUUGACUGGUCAUCCGCAGAUUUUCACUCACUUUCACUUUCUUCCACCAGACUAGAAUUAUGAUUUAAUGUUUUUCCCCAGUGUCAUAUUUCAAUCAUAUUGAGACUAUGCUAGUAGAGAAAAUGGAAAUGUAAGUCAUUAAAUCAAAAAGUGUUUGCAGUUACAUGUGAAAAUGCUUUAAAAGUUUUUCAGUGCAGAAAGGGCACAGCAAUCGCAUGAUUUGUGCAUUCAUUACUACAUUUACCUAGGAGUAUUUUUUUAGCAGGGUGAGACUGUUUCAUUUAAAUUCAUUUAAAUGGUUAGGAAGUCCAUAAAAUACAGAUAUAUUUAGUAUUGUAUUUAUAAGUGUAGUUUAUUUACUCAUGCCAUUCCAUUUUUGUAGUUUAUUCCUUAUGCUGAUUAAUGUGCCUAUACUAAUUAUAAUUAUAGAAGAGAAAAUAUUUCUUUCUAGAGUUAUCACAGGAAUAUAUAUUCAAAGUAUGAAAUGAGGUUCAUUUUUAAACAAAAUCUUAA
This is a messenger RNA of Notechis scutatus (mainland tiger snake), 2408 nucleotides long. It is a transcript of the gene MICU3, whose product is annotated as mitochondrial calcium uptake 3. Lineage: Eukaryota; Metazoa; Chordata; Lepidosauria; Squamata; Elapidae. Gene Ontology annotation, molecular function: calcium ion binding. Gene Ontology annotation, biological process: mitochondrial calcium ion homeostasis; calcium import into the mitochondrion. The record is from RefSeq and is a predicted model, not a curated record. Gene Ontology annotation, cellular component: uniplex complex.